This is a messenger RNA of Penicillium salamii, 2387 nucleotides long. The record is from the annotation of a GenBank genome assembly. Lineage: Eukaryota; Fungi; Ascomycota; Eurotiomycetes; Eurotiales; Aspergillaceae.
CCAUGGCAUCCCUCAAUCUGUCCUCCAACGGCCCCUCGAUAUCAAAGAGCUACCAAACAGUAGUGAACGCACCGCCCCCAUCCGCCAGUGGACAAUCCCCAACUGUGGCUCAAUGGGCCGUGUUUUCGGUCUCAACCCCGCUCGUCAGUGCGUUUCAGCAGGAUGCAGGCAAGGAGAGCGUCCUCAAGGUGCAGAGCUCGGGAGAGGGUGAAUUGGUCGAUCUGAUUGAAGAAUUCUCCGAGGGACGAGUGCAAUUCGCAUAUGUGAAGGUAACGGAUCCCAACACCGGUCUUCCCAAGAACGUCCUCAUCGGCUGGUGUGGAGAGGGAGUGCCCGAACGAACCAAGGGGUACUUUACCAGCCAUCUCGCCACCGUGUCCAAGUUCCUUCAUGGGUAUCAUGUGCAAGUGACCGCCCGCGCAGACGGGGACCUGACCCCAGAGGGAAUCAUCCAGCGAGUGGCCGAUUCCUCCGGAUCCAAGUAUUCCGCCGGUGAGGCAUCGGCACCAGCGCCCGCCCCUCGACCCGCAGUGGCCAGCAAACCGGCCUUUACACCCACUCGAUCGGGCGGCCUCCCACUCAGCCCCAGUGCGCGGGUGCAGCCCGCCCCGAGAGCGAAUGUGGAUAAUGACGGAUGGGGAGACGAUGCCCCUCCAGUGACGCGCACACAGCUGGAAAAGGUCCAACCCGCCUACCAGCCGACCAAAGUGAAUCUGCAAGAAUUGAAAUCGAACCCCACCGCGACCCGGCAGUCCGCUGCUGCUUCGAAUGAUUCGCCAGAUGUGGUUCGUGGAGGGUACCAGCCCAUCGGAAAGGUAGACAUUGCUGCGAUUCGGAGGCAGGCCGCCGAGUCAGGUCAGCUGAAGGACGAGCGACCCUCCACAGUGAAAGGGUCGUACGAGCCGGUGGGCAAGGUGGACAUUGCUGCUAUUCGCGCAAGAGCACAGAAGCCAGAGGGGGCCGCUAACGUCUCGAGCCCUGCGGUGAAUGAGCCUGAGCCGGCGACCACGUUGCCAGAACGACCGGCACCCGCGGUGGCCUCCGGGCGCCUGACCGAUCUCCCAAAGCCCAAGGUCGCCAACAAGUUCGGCGGAGGUCCCUCCUUCCCGGGCACGAAGCCCCCUCUCCCCGUGGGUCUGGGCUCCAAACCCUCGUCAAACGCACAGAUUGGCGCCGCGAGCCGGACUUUUGCGGACGAGGGUGGAAAGACCCCUGCUCAAAUCUGGGCCGAACGUAAGGCCAAAGAGCGCGGCGCGGCACCCCCAGGCGCUGCGGAGCCCGCCCCGGCUCCCAUCCAAAGCCAGCCCAGUGGCCAAGGGGAGUGGAAGAGCUCUUAUGCGGGCAAGUCGUGGGCUACUGUCCAGACUGCGCAUGAGCGAUCGCAAUUGCCCGAGCCUGAAGUGGAUGCUCGAGCCACUGACCCUGCUGGGGAACAACCGCAGCCUCGUGUGAGGGACGUUCAGGAGCAUUUCACCCAGGAAGCAUCCGCUCCUCCCGCUCCUCCCGCUCCUGUCGCCCCUCCCAUUCCCCAGGCCAGUCGUCCAGUGCCCCUCCCCGGCCUCUCCCCUGCCCCCGAGCCCGAGUCUGAGCCUGAGCAUGACGCCCAGCAGGUGCUUCCCCCGCCACCCCCACAGCCGCGCUCCCCCACCCCACCGAGCCCUGUGCGUGACAGCUCGCCCAUCCGGAUUGCUAUGCCCGUGGGCCAAAGUGCCCCGGAGGCAACCGAGGUCGCGGAUGCUCAUGAGGAACAACACUCUCCCCCUCCGGCCAUGCCCGUGCGGAGUCUACAGGAGGCCGUUCCCGACGAGCGGGACCUGGAAGAUGAUUCCCACGAUCUGGGCCGUGCCGCGGCCGAAGCCACUGCUCCAGAACCUGAGCAGACCCAGGGUGGACCCCGAGCCCAGAUCCAGUACGACUAUGAGAAAGCCGAGGAUAACGAAAUUGAGCUUCGCGAAGGCGAUUACGUGACCGACAUUGAAAUGGUCGAUGAGGAUUGGUGGGUGGGUGUCAACUCGCGAGGCGAGCGUGGUCUCUUCCCCGCCAACUACGUGGAAGUUAUCGACGAUGGAGCUGCCCCUGCCCCUGCACCCGCUCACCAUGAGCCCGAGCCUGAGCCCGAGCCUAUCCCUACACCCGCCCCGGCUCCUGUCCCUGCUGCCGUCCCCCCACCUCCUGCCCCUGCCGCGGCGCCUGCUGCUGCGGCUCCUGCUUCCAAGGGUCGCACUGCCACUGCAUUGUACGAUUACGAAGCUGCCGAGGAUAACGAGAUUGGAUUCCCAGAAAAUGCUAAAAUUUCCAACGUGGAAUUCCCCGAUGAUGACUGGUGGCUGGGUGAAUACAAUGGCCGCCAGGGACUCUUCCCUGCCAACUAUGUGCAACUGGACUAA